CGGCGCGCACGGCAGCGGCCGAGCACGUAUGUGACAUGGCGUCCGGGUAGAAAGAAAGUUAACUGCUAAAUAAGCGUUAAUGUUGUUCUUAUGACAUUGACCGACCGAAAAGGGAACAUCCGAGGCCGCGAAUUUCCCACAGACACUGGCAUUGAUGGUAAUGCAUGCGAGGAAACCGCAAAGGAUCAGCGAUGGAACGCAAAAUACAGCAGUUCUAAGGGUGGCUAUUCCUCCUCGACCACAUCGUCGGAUGGUCGCUACGAGGGGCGAAUGCGCGAUUCUCCAAAUGGUAACUCUUACAGUCCAGCAGGCAGCUUGGGAAUGGGCAUGGGGACGGACCGGGACAGUCCUCGGAAUUACACAUCCAAGCCUCUUUACAAGAAGGAGAGAGAAAAUAGAGACUAUAAAUUAUCCUCUUCUAGGGACAAGUAUUCCGAUUGUGCACGAUCCCCAAAAGACAAGAGAAGCCGUGAGAGCAGGGAUUCGGAACACAGGACCAAUCAUGAUAGGAGUAGUGGGGAGAUCUUACAUCCCAUAAAAUUAUCAUCAAACUCAUCAAGAGAAUCUUCAUCACAGAGAAAACCAUCACACAAUUCCUGUCAGGAUAAACGUGGUGAUGAGCGAGGAGGUGCAAUGGAACGUACAGCAAGGUUUGGAGAUUGGUCGGAACACAUGAGUUCAUCAGGAAAGAAGUAUUAUUACAACUGCAAGACAGAAGUUUCUCAGUGGGAGAAACCACGGGAGUGGAUAAAUCGGACAGAUAAUCGUCAACGGCAGUCUAGUGACUAUUCUUCUAGGUCAAGUCAUGAUAAACAUUCCAACUCGCGAUCAAAUAGCAGUAGCAGUAUGCGAGAUGGUAAAUCGUCGCGACAGUCUGACAAACGAGAAUAUUGGAGCGCGUGCGGCGGGAGUAGCAGUAGUAGUAACAGAGAAGAUGUUUCAGCAAGGGAAAGGGAGCGAGAAAAAGAACGAGAAAGGGAACGAGAACGCGAACGAGAAAGAGAAUCAUGUAGAGAGGAAGCUAGUGUGGAACGUCAAGCCCAGGAUAUGGAUAUCUCGCCAGGCGAUUCCACACCUACUUCGGAACCCGUGACAUCAUCUUGCGCUCACGAUCCACUGCCACAGGGCCCUGUUCUCUUGGCCGCCGCAUUACCUCGAUUAACAUCACAUCCACCGUCAACAACACCACAGACGGCUGGUAAACUUAGUUCGCCUACGCAACAACAAGGAAACAGUAACGCCCCGGGACCACCGGUGUCACUGGCAAAUCUCCCGAGACUUCUAUCGCAAAUCACGGGCAACAAAGAACAACCAGAUAUCACUCCACAGAAAGCAUUACAGACAAUUCAAACAGCCAUCUUGUUAUCUCGACAAUCUGCUAGUGGAGAUCGAAGUAACAAUGGAAGUGAUGUGAUGGUCCCACUAAAAGUUGAUACAAGUGGCAAUAUUACCAGCGAGGGUCCACCUACUCCCACACAUUCAGAAACCCAGGAUUGCAUUGACGCGCGAAAAUUAACGAGUCCUGGAGGAACAAAUUCCGGAGUACAAGGUCUGAGCUCAUUGCAGAGUCUCAGUACACUAGGAUCCCUUGGGAAUUUAAGUAAUACGGGAGGUUUACAGGCAUUAUCUAGAGUGCAGCCUCCCUUAACACCUUCUUUAACACCAUCGCUCGCUAAUCAUUAUCGGGAAGACUUGACGCAACAUGUGCGUGCCUUUCCCGCCGAUAUUCUCGAAAAACAGGCACAGAAACUUAGUGAGGAAGCACACACAAUGGGCAGUUUACAAUGUACGAGAGUGUCUGCAGAAUUGAAAACAGCACGAUCGAUAGUGAGGCUGACAGAAAUCCAGGCAACGUUGCAGGAACAAAGGAUAUUAUUCCUCCGUCAACAAAUUCGAACACUGGAGGAAUUAAAAUCCCAAAAUUCCUUCAUGUCUGACGAUUCUUAGUGUAAGAAUCUUUAUAAAAUAAUUAUAAUUAAAAUCUAUAAUUCAAGCAAAAAUAAAACAUUAUUAAUAUUCUCAUUAAUAUUGAAUAAUUAAGAUUGUACCUAAAUUAUAAUAUCGUAAUAGAAGUGAUAUAAUAGCGAAUGAACAUGGGCUGCUCAGAGAGGAUCGGCUGUUACAUUUACCAGCCAAUGAGUCUUAACUAAAUGAAUAAAUUUAUUAUUAAAUAAAUUUAUUAUUAGUGAAUCCACCUCUCUGAGAAGCACAGAAGGCCUAUCCAAGUCGCAAAUACAACACUAAGUGAAUAGAAAAACGAAUCAAUUUUAUCAGUUCAAUGCAAACUGCUGAAUUGUAUAUCUGAAUUGUCCACAUUGUCUUGUAUUUACCUAUGUUAUACGUGUCAAUGUUUCAUAUCCCCAGAUUAAGCGGCAUUUUAACUAGUUGAAACAUUUUUGUUGUAAAUCUCGGAAUAAAAUUCGUGCCACAAG
Camponotus floridanus (Florida carpenter ant) is the source of this 2432-nucleotide messenger RNA. It is a transcript of the gene wcy, whose product is annotated as WW domain-containing adapter protein with coiled-coil homolog. The transcript is spliced from 11 exons. The coding region runs from base 91 to 1947 and encodes 618 amino acids. Lineage: Eukaryota; Metazoa; Arthropoda; Insecta; Hymenoptera; Formicidae. Gene Ontology annotation, molecular function: RNA polymerase II complex binding; chromatin binding. The record is from RefSeq and is a predicted model, not a curated record. Gene Ontology annotation, cellular component: nucleus. Gene Ontology annotation, biological process: positive regulation of TORC1 signaling; regulation of autophagy.